Molecule: messenger RNA, 1093 nt
Organism: Amaranthus tricolor (Joseph's coat)
Lineage: Eukaryota; Viridiplantae; Streptophyta; Magnoliopsida; Caryophyllales; Amaranthaceae
Exons: 2
Coding region: 149-811 (220 amino acids)
Biological process (GO): endoplasmic reticulum to Golgi vesicle-mediated transport; intracellular protein transport
Cellular component (GO): endoplasmic reticulum membrane; endoplasmic reticulum
Source: RefSeq, a predicted model, not a curated record
CCCAAAAAUAGACUCCCACUCCCUCACAUUUCUCUUCUCCUUCCCUCUGAACUCAUUUUCUGCCUUUCUUUCCCUCCAUCUCUUCUCUUUCUCUUUCUCAUUCUCAAUCUCACCCAGAAAUUAAACUACACAACAACAAGAACAAAAUAUGAUUCACCUUCUAUACUUAGUGAUAUUUGUAGAAUCAUCCAUGAUAAUGCUGCUAUUAUUUAAGUCUCCAUUGAGGAAAAUUGUGAUUGCUAUUCUUGACAAAAUCAAACGAGGGCGUGGGCCUAUUGUCAUCAAAACUGUAGCCGCUACAAUUUCUGUUGUUUUCUUUUCUACCCUUUAUAGUACUCUUAAGAUCCAACAUCGUGGAAUUGGUGAUGAUGGUGCACCUGAUACUCUCAAUCCCACUGAUCAAGUUCUCUUUUCUAAGCACCUUCUCGAAGCUUCUCUUAUGGGAUUCAUCCUGUUUCUUGCGUUGAUGAUUGAUCGUCAGCACCACUACAUCAGAGAACUUCGUUUACGAAGGAAGACCAUGGAGGCUGUAAAGAAGAAUGAUGUAAGAUGUGCAGGUCCUGAGGAAAUCAAAGCGCGAGAACAGCAGGUCGACACAUUUAAGGAGAUGAUUAGGCAGCUUGAAACAGAGCUAGAAGGCAAAGUUAAGGAAGCAAGUACAUCAGAAGCUACUGUUGAGGCUCUUAAAAAGCAAUCCGAAGGCCUGCUUCUUGAAUAUGAUCGUCUGUUAGCAGAAAACCAAGAUCUCCGGUAUCAAUUGCAGACCUUGGAAUUUAGGAAGCCACAUUACAGCAUGAAGAAAGAUUCGUAAGAAAUCAUUUUUGCUUGAUAUUCUUUAGGAGUCGCAUUAGUUUUUUAUUUCGACUGUCAUACUGUUACACCAUUAUACAACUUGAGAGUGCAAGAUGAGCAAGAAAACAGGACACAGAGAAUUGGCACAAAAAUGUUGGCCUGAAUUGCCGGAUUGCUCAUUACUAGUAUGCAUAGGUUUAACGUAGUUGAAACUUUCUUUUCCGAUUUAUGUACUUGACACAACAUAUGAGCUACCUUAGAUCAAAAUUGUUAACUUAUUCGAUCUUGAAUAUGCCUUACA